CAGGACAGCAGUGAUGACAUUGAGGAUGUGUCUCUCUUUGAUGCGGAUGAUGAUGUAUCCAGGAGAUCAAAGAAGUCAAAAAUAAGGCAUCCAGUGGCAUCAUUUUUCCACUUAUUCUUCCGAGUCAGUGCGAUAGUUGUCUAUCUGCUCUGUGAGCUCUUAACUAGCAGCUUUAUUGCCUGCAUGGUGACAAUUAUCCUCCUCUUGUCGUGUGACUUUUGGGCUGUAAAGAAUGUCACAGGGCGACUGAUGGUUGGCCUUCGCUGGUGGAACCAGGUGGAUGACGAUGGUAGAAGUCACUGGGUAUUUGAAGCCAGGAAGGCAUCAGCACAAGGGAGUAAAACCUCAUCAGAAGCAGAGUCCCGAAUUUUCUGGUUAGGUCUAAUUACCUGUCCUAUGAUCUGGGUGAUAUUUGCUUUCAGCGCUCUCUUUUCUUUCAAAGUGAAAUGGCUGGCAGUGGUUGUGAUGGGAGUGGUGCUUCAGGGAGCAAACCUUUACGGUUAUAUCAGGUGUAAAGUUGGCAGUAGAAAGAACUUGACAAGCAUGGCGACCAACUAUCUUGGGAAGCAGUUCUUGCGGCAGACUGUGGCUAAAGAGGACCAAGCAGCAUCUUGAGCGUGGUGGAAGCCUCAAGCCAGACUGGAUCCACAGUGGUGGACGACAUAGAAUGUUGCUCUGACCAUGAGAUUUGGGAGCUGCAUACGUGAGGUGUGAAUUAAAAGAAGUAAAUAAAUUGUGCAAGACUUCAGGUUAACACUUCUAGCAACUUAUAUUCAAUUUUCCACUAGCAGUUUGUGUUUCAGUCCUUUGUUUAGUUUGAUUAAUCAGAAUUAAUUUGCCUAAACCUUAAAUUAAAAGUUAUCUUAGGUGGCUGUCAUACAGAUUUAGAACUCCUGGAUGAAUUAAGAGAAAAUUGCUGAACAUCCUCCUUCAGAAAAACCAUGCACAAGCCGAGCCUUCUGUUAUCCAAGAACUCCCCCAACUCCUCCAGCAGUUGGUGCCUCAAAUACUUUCAGUUGUGGAUUUUGCUGCAUUUUGUUCUUGGAGGCCAUUGCUGCUUCUGUUAAGGAGUUUAGGUAGUGCUCUUUUGCCUCCACGCCUCUCUCAUUCUGUGAUUUUAACAGCACUGAGGUGGUUACAGUGAAGGACAUCUAAAAGGAAAUAUUGCUGUU
Molecule: messenger RNA, 1172 nt
Organism: Charadrius vociferus (killdeer)
Lineage: Eukaryota; Metazoa; Chordata; Aves; Charadriiformes; Charadriidae
Gene: TVP23C
Product: trans-golgi network vesicle protein 23 homolog C (S. cerevisiae)
Exons: 6
Coding region: 184-615 (143 amino acids)
Biological process (GO): vesicle-mediated transport; protein secretion
Cellular component (GO): Golgi membrane
Source: RefSeq, a predicted model, not a curated record